AUGGCCAAAACGUAUAGCAACAAAGUUGCCAAGAAGCAUACGAAGAAGACGAGGAAGAAGUCUUCAGCAUUGAAAACGCUGCAUGGCGCUCUCAAAUCCCUACUGCAAGAUACUACUACCGAAUCAAUGACUUUUAAGAAAAAAGUCUCAGUAGGUGGAGGUGUCAAACAUAAUGAAAUCCCAGUUUUGAAAGAAAAUGGCGUAGUAUACAUCAUGUCGAAAGAAAACGUACUGAUUCCUCGAUUAUCGGAUGACGAAAUUAUGGCAAAACACAAGAAAGCUGAUGAGACAAUGAAAACUGUGUGGAAUAAUAUCAUCGAUAAAUAUGAGAACCUCGAUGAUCAAGGUGACUUGAUUGAUUUGCAGAAAGGUGAAAUUCUAGAAGACAAUGGCCAUAUAAGAAAUCUAGGUCAAAAUGGUAGCAUAGAUGAGAAAAUACGGUACAAAAGUACAUUAAAGGGACUAAUACCGACUACAGAUGGAAGUCGUGAUGGUGCUGAUGACAGUGAAGAGGAUAAUGAGUUUAGCGUGUGGCAAGAUGAUGCUUCCAAGAGUGACGCUAGCGAAGACUCCUCGGAUGAAAGCUUUACAAGUAAUAGUAGCUCCGAUGAGGAAUCGGACUCUGACGUUGAAAGUACGGCCUCGAGUUCGGAUGACAGCAUUUGA
Kazachstania africana CBS 2517 is the source of this 666-nucleotide messenger RNA. It is a transcript of the gene SCM3, whose product is annotated as Scm3p. The transcript has a single exon. Gene Ontology annotation, cellular component: nucleus. The coding region runs from base 1 to 666 and encodes 221 amino acids. The record is from RefSeq and is a predicted model, not a curated record. NCBI's taxonomy places the organism in Eukaryota, Fungi, Ascomycota, Saccharomycetes, Saccharomycetales, Saccharomycetaceae. Gene Ontology annotation, molecular function: histone binding.